Molecule: messenger RNA, 1962 nt
Organism: Entamoeba dispar SAW760
Lineage: Eukaryota; Evosea; Mastigamoebida; Endamoebidae
Product: neurofilament medium polypeptide, putative
Exons: 1
Coding region: 1-1962 (653 amino acids)
Biological process (GO): endosomal transport; endocytosis
Cellular component (GO): cytoplasm; plasma membrane
Molecular function (GO): protein binding
Source: RefSeq, a predicted model, not a curated record
AUGUCAAUCAAUAGUAAAUUUUCACCUGAAAUUCCUGUAGACACAUUAUUCCAUUUUGCUGAUGUUGAUGGAGAUGGGAUGAUUGGUGGUUCUGAUGCUUUAUUUUUCUUUCAAUACACCAAGUUACCCAUGAAUAUUUUAUCUAAAAUCUGGAGCUUAUCAGUUCCUCCAAAAAAACCGAUGUAUCUCUCUGAAUUUGCUAAGGCACUAGUAUUGAUUUAUUAUGCACAACAAAACCAACCAAUUUCAAAUGAAUUAUUUACUAAACUACCACCUUACAACUCCCCUAUAAUUGAUAUUCCUUUCUUCUUAAAAGAAGACCAAAUUAAACACGCUGAUAAUUUAUUCACUUCAUUAAUUAACACUGAUCAUAUUACAGUAACUAAAGACGUUUUUGCUGAAAAAGUUUUAGCUCAAUAUAGUGGUGUAUUAACAAUUGAUGAUAUUAUGAAAAUUACAGCAAAAACAAAUCCUAAUGAACUUGAUAGAAAUGAAUUUCUUUUGGCUUUAGCACUAUUAAAAAAUCAAAAAGCUGGUUUCCCAGUUCCAAAAACGAUUCCCUCUUAUUUUAAUACAUAUGUUAAUACUUUUAAAUAUCAUACACCUCAACCUUCCACACCAAUUAUUGGCUCUACAGUUGGUUCUCCUGCUGUUGAAAAACCUACAGAACAUAUUUCAUUAACACAAAAAGAAUUACCAAAAAUACCAACAAAAGCAAUUCCUCCACUUCCAGAAAAAGUUAUUUCUACAGAAAAGGUGAUAGAACAUAAAGAAAGUACUAACCCACCUUCAGAAGUAUCAACAACACAAAAUUGCGAAGAAAAAAAAGAAGAAAUUAAAACUCCAAAAUCUUCUAAAGAAAUUAAAGAAGAAAAGAAAAAAGCUGAAGAAUUAAAAAAAGAAGAGGAAAAAAAGAAAAAAGAAGCAUUGAAAGAAGAAGAACGUAGAAAGAAGGAAGAAAAGAAGAGAGCUGAAGAACUAAGAAAAGAAGAAGAACGUAAGAAAAAAGAAGAGAAAAAAGAAGAAGAACGAAGAAAAAAAGAAGAAAAGAAAAAUAAAAAAAGUCAGAAAGAAAUCAAAGAAGAGUCUCAUCCAGAAGAACAUUUAAACGAAGAUAAAGAUGAACACAAAAGUGAUGAGAAUGAAGAAAUCAAAAAAGAAGAAACUAGUACUAAACAGGAAAUAUUUAACACAUUUUCAUUUGACCAACCAAUUGAAAAUAAAAUACCAACCUCUAUUGUAAAAAGUAAAAAAACAGAAGAGUUAUUUAGUUUUGGUGAUGCAUUUAAUUUUGAUGCAACGGAAAAUAAAGAAAGUAAUCAUGAACAAAUAAAUCCAAUUACUAGUCAAAAAACUCAACCACUCGAAGUUAUUCCUAAUAAAACACAAGAAGAAAAGGUAUCUUCUGGAAUUAAUUUUGAUACAUUUUCAUUUGAUACUCCUGUUACUGUCAACAAUAUUCCUUCUUCAGUUGUUAAAUCAAGUAAUUCUAAUGUCUUUUCAUUUGAAACAGAGACAACAAAAGACAAAGAAGAAGAGGAACAACAAAAAAACCCAGAAAUUGAUUUUGAAGAAAUUAAUAAAAAAUUAGAAGAGAUUAAAAAGGAAGAAGGACAAUGCAGUAAUGAAAUUCAAGAAAAGAUGAAUCAAAUUGAACAACUUCAAAAAGAUAUCAAAGAAUUAGAAAUGAAAAAAAGAGAACUUACUAAAAAGAAACAAGAGCUUGAAACUAAGCUUGGCCAAAAUAAAACAAUUGGAAAAGAAGAAAAAGGAGCAAUUAAAGGAAUUCCAAUUUCUGAACAAACUAAAGAAAGUGUUACUCCUGAAGAAGAAAAAAAAAUGGUAUUUGGUAAAAAUUUUAAUAAAAAUGCUUACGGAUUUAAAGGAAAUCCUUUUGUGUUCCCAAUUCCAAAUGAAGAACCAACAGUUCCAUAUUCGUCAAUGUUUGAAGGUAUCAUUUAA